Molecule: messenger RNA, 5451 nt
Organism: Nematolebias whitei (Rio pearlfish)
Lineage: Eukaryota; Metazoa; Chordata; Actinopteri; Cyprinodontiformes; Rivulidae
Gene: nrxn1a
Product: neurexin 1a
Source: RefSeq, a predicted model, not a curated record
GGGGAGAAAAUACUGCUAUGACGGUGUCAUUUCUCUCCAUUACCUGUGUGUAAGCUGCACACACACACACAUGUAUAGCUACUGGAACUCCGUUGGGAGUUGCCUGCAUGGGGGAUAAGGCCCUAUCUAGGACACAAAGAUGGAGUUUGCACCCAAUUUGUCUCACGUCUAACACACAAACACACACACCUGGAGUCUCGUGUUUGAAGCGAGGGAUGAAAGAACGAACGGAGAGGAGACACUAAACAUCAGACAAACACCAAGGCAGGGCGGAAGAAGAUGUUCAAAGGGUGCUGAGGGGACGGAGGUUUGACACCUCCACCCAUUCCCAUCCCUGGAGCUCCAUCCGAUCUGACCCCUCCCUUCAAACAGGCAGUACUAAGACAGACGAGUUCCUCUGAGACGCCUACAAAGUGUUCUACAAAGAGCCCUACAGUCGCCACCAUGAGCUGUAGGCCAGAGGAAACACCCCAGCUCUAGCCUCUAUCUUUUUCUGUGUGUGUGUGAGUGUGAGAGCGAGUGUGUGCAUGAGUGUAAUGGCGGUUUGCGUUUGGGCGGCAGCCCCGCUGCUCUUCUUGGGGCUGUGCCUAUGCAGCGUAGGGGGCCAGGCCCAAGGAGAGGUCCUGGAGUUUGGGGGUGUAUCCAGCCAGUGGGGGCGGUUUCCCGUGUGGAAUGCCUGCUGCGAGAGUGUGCUGAGUUUCAGUCUGCGGACUCACAGCCAGGAGGGCCUGCUGCUCUACCUGGAUGAUGAGGGUUUCUGUGACUUCCUGGAGCUGCUGCUUCUCCACGGCCACCUCCGCCUCCGCUUCUCCAUCUUCUGUGCUGAGCCAGCUGAGCUGCAGUCAGGCGUGGCAGUGAGCGAUGGACGAUGGCACGCGGUGCGUGUCAAGCGGGACUGGAGAAACACCUCGCUGGAGGUGGACGGGCGACUGGAGGGAUGGGCAGAAGUAAAGAGUAAGAGAAGAGACAUGACAGUAUUUAGUCACACAUACAUAGGUGGGUUGUCGUCGGAGCUCCACUCUUCGCCUCUACGCCUCACCUCCCCCUCGGUGCGGGAACACGCCGCCUUCCGUGGCUGGAUCACGUCGGUGAGCAUCAAUGGCUCGGUGGUGAUGCUGGACGGCUCAGAGGGCAUCACAGUAACAGCUGGCUGUGGGACAGACCACCAGUGCCAGAAUGGAGGGGUGUGCAGCGUGGUCAACGACCGGGCCGUCUGCGACUGCUCCGACACCGGCUACCAAGGCAAUGACUGCAGCGAAGAGCACAGCUACACUCCAGGUCUUGCACACCUGAUGAUUGGCGACCAAGCUCGCGAGGAGUAUGUUGCAACCUUCAAGGGCUCUGAGUACUUCUGCUACGACUUGUCGCCCAACCCCAUCCAAUCUAGUAGUGACGAAAUCACGCUGUCCUUCAAGACCCUGCAGCGCAACGGCCUGAUGCUGCACACGGGCAAGUCAGCCGACUACGUGAACCUGGCACUAAAGAACGGUGCCGUGUCCCUAGUAAUUAAUCUUGGCUCCGGGGCCUUCGAAGCCUUGGUGGAGCCGGUCAACGGCAAGUUCAACGACAACGCCUGGCACGACGUCAAAGUCACCCGCAACCUGAGACAGCACUCAGGCAUUGGACACGCUAUGGUGACGAUCUCUGUGGAUGGAAUCCUGACCACAACGGGCUACACACAGGAGGACUACACCAUGCUGGGCUCUGAUGACUUCUUCUACGUGGGAGGGAGCCCCAGCACUGCUGACCUACCUGGCUCACCUGUCAGCAACAACUUCAUGGGCUGUCUUAAAGAGGUGGUCUACAAGAACAAUGACGUACGGUUGGAGCUGUCUAGACUGGCCAAACAGGGAGACCCAAAGAUGAAGGUUAGCGGAGUUGUGUCCUUUAAGUGCGAGAGUGUAGCAACGCUGGACCCAGUGACCUUUGACACCCCAGAGUCAUAUGUAGCGCUAAGCAAGUGGACGGCAAAGAAGGCAGGAUCCAUCUCGUUUGACUUCAGGACCACAGAGCCAAACGGACUGAUGCUCUUCAGCCACGGCAAACCCAGACAACUGCAACGCAAAGACCCACGCACGCCUCCCACUGUCAAGGUGGAUUUUUUUGCCAUUGAAAUGUUGGAUGGUCACCUGUACCUGCUGCUGGACAUGGGCUCAGGAACCACUAAGACCAAGGCCAUUGACAGAAAGGUCAAUGACGGUGAAUGGUACCAUGUUGACUUCCAGAGAGACGGACGCUCAGGAACCAUCUCGGUGAACAGUGUGAGGACAGCGUACACGGCCCCGGGAGACAGCGAGAUCCUGGACCUGGAUGACACCUUGUACCUUGGAGGACUUCCUGAGGACCGUGCAGGCCUCAUCUUCCCUACGGAGGUAUGGACGGCUCUGUUGAACUACGGCUACGUCGGCUGUAUCAGAGACCUUUUUGUGGACGGCCAGAGCAAAGACAUCCGGCGGUUAGCUGAGGCCCAGAGGGCGGUCGGGGUAAAGCCCUCGUGCUCCAGAGAGCCGCCCAAACAGUGCCUGUCCAACCCCUGCCAGCACAACGGCGUCUGCAGGGAGGGCUGGAAUCGUUACGUCUGUGACUGCUCCGGGACCGGCUACCUGGGGCGCUCCUGUGAGAGAGAUGCAACCAUCCUCUCUUAUGAUGGGAGUAAGUUUAUGAAGGUGCAGUUGCCUGUGGCGAUGCACACCGAGGCGGAGGACGUCUCGCUACGCUUUCGCUCCCAGCGGGCCUACGGCGUUCUCAUGGCAACCACUUCCCGUAACUCCGCAGACACCCUUCGUCUGGAGCUGGAUGGGGGCCGCGUCCGACUCACUGUAAACCUAGCUACCUCCAUUACAUCUCUGACCUGGGCAACGGUGCACACUUGAUCAAGGGCAACUCGAACAGUCCUCUUAACGACAACCACUGGCAUAACGUGCACAUUUCAAGAGACACCAACAACCUACACACAGUCAAGAUUGAUACCAAAGUUACCACGCAGACCACAAUGGGUGCCAAGAACCUGGACUUAAAGGGUGACCUGUACAUCGGGGGUGUUACCAAAGAGAUGUACCGAGAACUGCCCAAGUUGGUCCACUCCCGUGAGGGAUUUCAGGGUUGUCUGGCAACAGUUGAUCUGAAUGGCCGACUCCCGGAUCUUUUGGCUGAUGCCUUGGCAACGAUGGGCCAAGUGGAGAGAGGUUGUGAAGGUCCCAGCACUACAUGCCAGGAGGACUCCUGCUCAAAUCAGGGCGUUUGUUUGCAGCAGUGGGAGGGCUUUACCUGUGACUGCAGCAUGACUUCAUACGCUGGGCCGCUGUGCAACGAUGCUGGGACCACUUAUAUAUUUGGUCGUGAUGGAGGAUUGGUGGUUUAUACGUGGCCCCCCAAUGAACGUCCGAGCACCAGGGCAGACCGACUCGCACUCGGCUUCAGCACCCAACAGAAACAUGCCAUCCUGCUUCGAGUCGACAGUGCGUCUGGUCUUGGAGACUACCUUCAGCUCCAAGUUGACAAGGGCAACAUUAGAGUGGUAUUCAAUGUUGGCACCGACGAUAUCAACAUCGAGGAAAGCUCCAAGUUUGUCAAUGAUGGGAAGUACCACAUAGUUCGGUUCACCCGAAGUGGUGGCAAUGCAACUCUCCAACUGGACGACCUGCCAGUCAUAGAGCGGUACCCCUCAGGCAACAAUGAUAACGAGCGCCUGGCCCUCGCCAGACAGCGAAUCCCCUAUCGGCUCGGUCGAGUAGUUGACGAAUGGCUACUCGACAAAGGCCGCCAGCUCACCAUUUUCAACAGCCAGACGACGGUGCGUGUUGGCGGAGGCGAAGACGGUGCACCCAUGUUCCAGGGGCAGCUGUCUGGCCUUUAUUACAACGGCCUCCGCAUCCUCAACAUGGCUGCUGAGGGCCACCCGCACAUCAGAGUAGAGGGCAGCGCGCGGCUGGUCGGCGACAUGCCGUCCUCCUCCAUCACCCCGCAGUCCAGCGCUGCAGCCGGUGGCAACCGUUCAGGCUCCUCCCCCUCCAUUAGUGACAUCACAACCACUACAGCCACGAACAGGAAGCCAGGCGGGACGCCACAGUCGGUGGACGACCUGCUAGUGGCGUCAGCUGAAUGUUCAAGCGACGAUGAAGACAUUGAACCCUGUGACCUCAGCUCAGCUGGUCCUCCUCUGCCAGAAAUCAAGGUGUUCCCGGGUCCGUCCGAAGUGGUGCGGGAGAGCAGUAGCACAACAGGCAUGGUGGUGGGCAUCGUGGCAGCCGCCGCCCUCUGCAUCCUCAUCCUCCUCUAUGCCAUGUACAAGUAUCGCAACCGCGACGAAGGCUCCUACCACGUGGACGAGAGCCGCAACUACAUCAGCAACUCAGCCACGCAGCCCAACGGCAGCACCAAGGACAAGCCGCUGGGCAUCGCCAAGAUCUCUAAAAACAAAAAGAACAAAGACAAGGAGUAUUAUGUCUGAGACGCAAUGUCCCCGAGACACAGACACUUACACCUUUAUAUAUAACGCUAUAUGUACAUAAAUAGAUAUAUUCUCCAAGAAAAAAAAUGUCAUACACAGGAACAUAGACUUGAUGAUUUUAAUGUUUACUCCCCAACGUUCACACUUGCACACAGACAUACACUAAGCAGCCCACACGCACACAUUUAAACAUACACACAGACACGCCUGGAGGCCCCGGCCCUUACUGUGUACAGUAUUUACCAAUGAGCAAAGCCUCUAUCAGAGGCUUGUUUUAUGAGCAUAAACACCAUUCCAAAUGAGUUAGAAAGCACCAGUUCAUCUCCCAGCUACAAACCAUUUUGGGGCCAGACCACACACUUCUCUGCCAGCCGGACCUCUGGAAUGAGCGAGGCCGAGGAAGACUUUGAGUGAAGCACAUGGCAGAUUGAGUGGGCUGAGUGAGAGGCGGCACACAAGAACAAAGAGGAUGUAAAAGCACUAAGUGUCUCUUCCAAGCUUCUUGGCCUUCCUCCCUGUUAGCAGAUGGGACUCGACAAAGCACAGAGGAUGCUGAGGAGACGAGCACACAAGUGGUUUGAGCCUAGCCUCGAGGAACAGGACAGGAAUUCAAUGUGUAGCCAUAAAGACAGUGAGUUACGAGUAAAACGGGCAAAGACGGAGCCGGUGUUAGUCAAUGUAACGGAUGAGAUGUGGUUGUUACACCGCAGAGCUGAUGUCUUUAACGGCGCCCUGUAAAUCACAAAGGUGGAAUCAGACUGAGAGGUGUUUUUUUUCCUGGACAAGAUACUUGAGACUUCAGAUGCUACCUACAGACACCAGUCGUGCAUGAUUGCAGUGUCGCACACACAAACGUAUACAAACACAUACAGAGUUAAAUUUAAAGAUCCACAAUACCUGUGUGACUGACUCUGAAGACCAUCAGAGAAGAUGGAGGUGAAAGUGACCACUAUGAUAAUUGUUAUGACAAUGAUAAUGAUGAAUAUCGGGCAGUACAGACU